UUUUCAGGUUGCUGAUAUUUGAAUGUCUCUGAGGACCAAGGGAAGCCCUGGAAAGAUGGGGGAGUUCGAUCGUCCAGUAACUUUCUGUGCCAUCUUGCUGCAUCAGUGCCCAGGAAAUUGUUUGCUUGAUUCUGUGUCUGAGGCCCUUUGGUGGUGAGCAGUCAGAUAAUGUGGAUGCAAGUGAACUUAAGCAGUUUUUUGAGACCAACUAUUCUCAGAUAUAUUUCAUCUUCUAUGAAAAUUUUAUAACACUGGAAAAUAGUGUGAAAUUAAAAGGGAAUAAUAAGUCACAAAGGGAGGAGCUGGACUCUAUCCUCUUUCUUUUUGAACCCAGGUGCCCUGAGAUUCCUGGCAUGCUGGCCCCUUUCACCUGACUCACUGGUAACUGACACUCUUCGGAGCAGGUUGGAUGAGAAGAGAGUCUGGCUUGAAGCCUGCACCUUGGGCAUUCACUGAGUGAACUUGGAGGAGUGGCCAUUGCUGACAUGAUUGCAGACAUAGAGAUAUGCUGCUCACCGUUCUCUCUUCAAGAAAGAAUUUGCUGCUCAGCUGCAAGGAUGGAUUAGCUGGCAACCUCCACCUGUUAAUGCUUUCAGCUUUCCAGCCAUGGUCAGUCACCCUCUUAUCAUGGUCACCAACCAUUGACUGAGUGAGACUUAUUUGUACUGAAAAGUCAGAAAAUAUUGCAGUUUCUACCUGAACGCAUUUUCUUUCGAUGGCAUUACCAGAGUAUAGGCAGACUUAAAAAAAAGAAUUUUGGAACCCUCACAUGGCUAAGACCCUUUCUCAGUAACAAAUGAAGAACCUGAUCCAAAUUGGGCUCAACUUUAAAGAAGCUUCUACACACUGGAAAUUCCACUAAGAUAAGAUGUGAAGGAAUCAGGCUGUUUCUUCUGUGGCUUCAAGCACUUCAGACAAACUGUGCAGAAGAGCAGGUGCUGAUUUUCGCUUGCCUUGUGCCUGGUUUCCCAGCAAUCAUGUCCUCCAGAGGACCCUGUACUCUGGAGACUCUCAUCAAUCCAAGCCCCAGUGUAGCUGAUGCAAAGAUCUACCCAGAAGAAAUCACUCCACUCCUGCCAGCCAUUUCAGGGGAAAAGAUUGCUGAGGACCAAACAUGCUUUUUUCUUCAAAUACUAUUGAAAUAUAUGGUUAUUCAGGCUGCAAGUUUGGAGUGGAAGAAUAAGGAGAAUCAAGAUACUGGUUUUAAAUUUCUUUUUACAUUGUUUCGAAAGUAUUAUCUUCCUCAUCUUUUUCCAUCUUUUACUAAGUUAACAAACAUCUACAAACCUGUACUCGAUAUUCCCCAUUUAAGACCAAAGCCAAUGUACAUUACUACAACUCGAGACAAUGAAAACAUUUACAGUACAAAAAUUCCAUACAUAGCAGCUCGUGUUGUUUUUAUUAAGUGGAUUGUAACUUUCUUUUUGGAAAAAAAGUACCUAACUACAAUACAAAACACUAAAAAUGGAGGAGCUGAUGUAUUGCCUAAAAUCAUGCAAACUGUUGGUGGUGGUGCAGUACAAGAGAGGGCACUGGAGUUGGAGGGUAGCGGGUCUGCAGAGCCAGAAAAAAACCAUUCCAACAGCAGCACAUUGUUGGAGCGAAGACUCAGCAACUCUAGCCUCUGUAGCGUUGAAGAAGAGCACCGAACUGUGUAUGAAAUGGUGCAGCGGAUCCUCUUGUCAACACGAGGCUAUGUCAAUUUUGUAAAUGAAGUAUUUCGCCAGGCAUUUUUGUUGCCUUCCUGUGACAUAGCAGUAACAAGGAAAGUAGUUCAGGUGUACAGAAAGUGGAUCCUCCAGGACAAACCCACGUUCAUGGAGGAACCAGAUAAAAAAGAAGUUGCCCAAGAAGAUGCUGAAAAAUUAGGAUUUCCUGAGACUGACAGCAAGGAGACUGCAUCUGAAAGUUCUGGUCAUAAGCGAUCUUCCAGUUGGGGACGAACUUACUCCUUCACAAGUGCAGUGAGCAGAGGGUGUGUGACAGAAGAGGAAAAUAAGAACGUCAGAGCCGGGGCCCAGGCAAUGCUGCAGUUUGUUUAUUUAAAGGUAUUUUUGACAAAUGCUGCGAACGUCUUUUUGCUGGAACCAUGUGCUGAAGUUCCCAUACUCUUGAAAGAACAAGUUGAUGCUUGUAAAGCUGUUUUGAUUAUUUUUAGGCGCAUGAUAAUGGAGCUUUCAAUGAAUAAAAAGACAUGGGAACAGAUGUUGCAAAUACUACUCAGGAUAACAGAAGCUGUCAUGCAGAAGCCAAAAGAUAAACAAAUAAAGGACUUGUUUGCCCAGAGCUUGGCAGGGUUACUGUUUAGGACACUCAUUGUGGCUUGGAUCCGAGCAAACCUCUGUGUGUACAUUUCUCGAGAACUCUGGGAUGACUUUCUUGGUGUGCUGUCCUCCCUCACACAGUGGGAGGAACUCAUAAAUGAGUGGGCCAACAUCAUGGACUCUUUGACAGCAGUGCUUGCAAGAACUGUUUAUGGAGUUGAGAUGACAAAUCUACCUCUGGACAAAUUAAGUGAACAAAAGGAAAAGAAACAACGAGGCAAAGGCUGCAUUCUAGAUUUUCAGAAAGGAACCACUGUGGGGAGAUCCUUUUCUCUCAGCUGGCGGAGCCACCCAGAUGUGACCGAGCCAAUGCGAUUUAGGAGUGCUACCACGUCAGGGGCACCAGGAGUUGAGAAAGCAAGAACUAUUGUUCGUCAAAAAGCAACUGCUAAGAGAAGCCAGUCUAUCAGCAACUGUGUACAACUUUCUGAAGCUUUGCCUGCCACUAAAAGCGUUCCACUCCUCCUUCACACCGUGAGCGCUCUCUUACCUGGUCUCUCUUAUUCCUCUUGCUCUCACAGGCUCUCAGAAAUGGAAGAAUGUCAGCAGUCAGAAAAUGCACCUGCAGUCGAAUCUGGCCACCUGGUGGUAGGGCAGCAGCAACAGUACAUUCGAAGCAGCAGCACACCUGAUGUCACUGAGCCGCUGUGCUCAGAGUCUGCUCAGGGUCAAAAGGUAGAAAAUGUACAGAAUGUGAGUUCUUCAGAACCUAAGCCUGUUCAAGAGAAGAAAGAAUAUGAAGGAAUAACAAUCUUAGUUCGAAGAAGCAGCAGCUCUGCGGAAUUGGAUUUAAAAGAUGAUUUGCAGCAGAUACAAGGAAAAUGUAGGGAAAGACAGAAGAGUGAAAGUGUUAGCAGUGACACAGCUCUGGGCUAUAACAAUGAGGCAGAGUUGUCCAUGAGCUCAUGGCAGACCUGUGAGGAAGAUGCAGAACUGAACACUCCUACAGAUGUGGCUGACUCUGAUGCCCAUCAUUGGUUACAACUGAGUCCCACCGAUGCUUCAAACUUAACAGAUAGCAGCGAAUACCUUGCAGAUGAUUGUAGCAUAAUCGCUGGAGGGAACCUCACUGGUUGGCAUCCAGACUGUGCUGCUGUGUUAUGGCGAAGAAUCUUGGGAAUCCUCGGAGAUGUGAAUAAUAUCCAGUCUCCCAAGAUCCAUGCCAAAGUUUUUGGCUAUCUCUAUGAACUCUGGUACAAACUAGCAAAGAUACGGGAUAAUCUAGCAAUAAGCUUGGAUAACCAAUCUUCUCCAUCUCCUCCGGUCUUGAUCCCACCACUCAGAAUGUUUGCAUCAUGGCUAUUUAAGGCUACGACAUUGCCAAAUGAAUAUAAGGAAGGCAAACUACAAGCCUACAAACUGAUCUGUGCCAUGAUGACCAGACGCCAGGACGUUCUGCCAAACUCAGACUUCCUGGUGCAUUUUUACCUUGUGAUGCAUCUGGGAUUAACCAGCGAGGAUCAGGAUGUCUUAAAUACCAUUAUAAGGCACUGUCCACCCCGCUUUUUCUCCCUGGGUUUGCCUGGCUUUUCAAUGUUGGUGGGGGACUUCAUCACGGCUGCUUCCAGGGUCCUCGGUACAGACAUGCUGGUGGCACCUCGUUCAGAAGCUCUCACAAUUCUCGGUUCUCUUGUCUGCUUUCCAAAUAUCUAUCAAGAGAUUCCUUUGCUACAGUCAGUGCCUGAAGUUACUGAAGUUAUUACAGGAACAGAAGAUGUCAAGCAUUACCUCAUAAAUAUUUUACUGAAGAAUGCCACAGAGGAACCAAGUGAAUGUGCAAGAUGCAUUGCCAUUUGCUCCCUUGGGGUCUGGAUAUGUGAAGAACUUGCACAGUGUACAAGACAUCCUCGCCUGAAAGAGGCCAUCAAUGUGAUUGGUGUCACUUUGAAGUUUCCUAACAAGAUCGUGGCUCAGGCAGCUUGUGAUGUUCUUCAGUUGCUGGUUUCCUACUGGGAAAAGCUUCAGACGUUUGAAACCUCCCUGCCUCUGAAAAUUGCAGAAAUCCUUGUGGCCACAAUUGCUUUUCUUUUACCAAGUGCAGAGUACUCCACAGUGGAAACAGAUAAGAAGUUUAUUGUGUCUUUGUUACUCUGCCUCUUGGACUGGUGCAUGGCAUUGCCGGUGAAUGCCCUUCUCCGCUCAGUGUCCACUGCAGCCCUGGAGGAGCAGCACUCUUCCAGAGCCCCUUUGCUGGAUUACAUCUACAGGGUUCUGCAUUGCUGUGUUUGUGGCUCAAGCACAUACACCCAGCAGAGUCACUACACACUGACCCUGGCUGACCUGUCAUCCUCAGAUUAUGACCCCUUCUUGCCACUGGCAAAUGUGAUGAAUUCUGAGCCAGUCCAAUAUCAUUCAUCAGCAGAACUGGGAAACCUGCUCACUGUUGAAGAGGAGAGGAAGAGACGAAGUUUGGAGUUGAUCCCCUUGACUGCCCGAAUGGUGAUGGCCCACCUGGUGAACCACCUGGGUCACUUCCCCCUCCGUGGGGGCCCUGCGGUGCUGCACAGCUUGGUCAGCGAGAACCAUGACAACACAUGUGCAGAAGCCUCUGAGCUAUCCUCCGAAGUGUUCAGGAGCCCAAACCUGCAGCUGUUUGUGUUUAAUGACAGCACCCUCAUCUCCUACCUUCAGACACCCACAGAAAGACUGGCAGGCAGCUCACCAGUGGGCACUAUCUCUGACGUGAGAGUAAUUGUGCGGGACAUCUCAGGGAAGUACUCUUGGGAUGGGAAGGUUUUGUAUGGACCUUUUGAAGGCUGCUUACCACCCAGCAGCAGAAAUCCUUCAUUUCUGAUUUCGGGCUGGCAUCAUCAAACAUUUGGACUUCAGAGAGAUUUUCCUCAAACUGAGGAGGGAGAUGAUGUCCUCGACAAAUUACUUGAAAACAUUGGCCACACAAGUCCUGAAUGCCUUUUACCAUCUCAGUUAAAUCUAAAUGAGCCUUCUCUACCCCCACGUGGAAUGAAUCGUGACCAAGAGAAGGAGAUCAUUGAGGUAAUUUUCCGCCAGAAUGCACAAGAAGAGGAGUAUGUUCAGAGGAGUAACUCUGAUAUGGCCAUGAGAGUCACCAGCCAGGAGCAGCCCUCACCAGUGGAGCCCCGAGGACCCUUUUAUUUCUGCAGGUUGUUGCUCAAUGACUUGGGAAUGAAUUCUUGGGACAGAAGGAAGAAUUUUCAUCUGUUGAAGAAAAAUUCAAAAUUAUUGAGAGAGCUAAAAAAUCUGGACUCCCGUCAGUGCCGUGAAACACAUAAAAUUGCAGUGUUUUACAUUGCUGAAGGUCAAGAAGACAAGUGUUCAAUCCUCUCCAAUGAAAAAGGAAGCCAAGCUUAUGAAGACUUUGUUGCUGGACUUGGAUGGGAGGUGGAUCUCUCAACCCACUGUGGGUUCAUGGGUGGACUUCAGCGCAAUGGCAGCACAGGACAGACCGCCCCUUACUAUGCUACCUCGACCGUGGAAGUGAUUUUCCACGUUUCCACUCGGAUGCCAUCAGACUCAGAUGAUUCACUCACCAAAAAGCUUCGCCACUUGGGGAAUGACGAGGUCCACAUCGUCUGGUCUGAACACUCCAGGGACUACCGCAGGGGUAUUAUCCCAACUGCCUUUGGAGACGUUUCAAUCAUUAUCUACCCAAUAAAAAAUCAUAUGUUCUUUAUUGCGAUAACGAAGAAACCAGAGGUUCCAUUUUUUGGACCUCUGUUUGAUGGAGCCAUAGUGAGUGGGAAGCUACUGCCAAGCCUUAUAUGUGCCACGUGCAUCAACGCCAGCAGGGCCGUGAAGUGCCUCAUCCCACUCUAUCAAAGCUUGUAUCUUUUUGCUUUAAAUAUGCAACUUAUUAACUAUCCCAGAAUCCAGAAUCCUGUCAGUUUUCAUGAGAGCCUAGCGCUAUGUGGUAGGAUAUCUAAUGAUGCUGGGCAGCAGCAGCUAGACGCAGCUUUUAUCGGCCACAUGAUCGUGAGGGAUCAUUUUGAACCGUGAAUCCAGCUUCGAACCUAUAUCAAAGAAGUUCUUGUUUGGGGUACCCUUGGCUAAAUGAUCAGAAAGCUGGAACUGU
Messenger RNA from Molossus molossus (Pallas's mastiff bat), 6375 nucleotides. It is a transcript of the gene RALGAPA2, whose product is annotated as Ral GTPase activating protein catalytic subunit alpha 2. Gene Ontology annotation, cellular component: cytoplasm; nucleus. Gene Ontology annotation, biological process: regulation of small GTPase mediated signal transduction; positive regulation of GTPase activity. The transcript is spliced from 45 exons. Gene Ontology annotation, molecular function: GTPase activator activity. The record is from RefSeq and is a predicted model, not a curated record. NCBI's taxonomy places the organism in Eukaryota, Metazoa, Chordata, Mammalia, Chiroptera, Molossidae. The coding region runs from base 978 to 6299 and encodes 1773 amino acids.